Lactuca sativa (garden lettuce) is the source of this 744-nucleotide messenger RNA. RefSeq names its product calcium-binding protein CP1. The record is from RefSeq and is a predicted model, not a curated record. Gene Ontology annotation, molecular function: calcium ion binding. NCBI's taxonomy places the organism in Eukaryota, Viridiplantae, Streptophyta, Magnoliopsida, Asterales, Asteraceae.
UUUUGGACAGCCAGGGGUCCGACCCCUCAAAACGCCGAAAUCCCGCCUAUAAAUGCCUAACGAAUCUCCAUUUUUUCCGGAGAAGAAAAGUCAUUGAACGCCGCUUGCGUCUUAAAUCCAAAAACCCCUUCUAUUUAUUUUCACAAACAAAAUCAACGCUACUAUUACUAUGUGUCCAACCGGAACUUCCCAAUCCCUAUGGCCGGCGAGGAAUAUCUCCGACCUACGCUCUGCAUUUGAGGUCCUCGACACCGAUCAUGACGGAAAGAUCAGCCGUGAAGAUCUCAAAACAUCUUAUGCAGACGCCGACGACGAAGUCAUCGCCACGAUGAUGACGGUUGCUGAUUCUAACAAGGACGGUUACGUUGAGUACGAUGAGUUUGAGAAAGUGUUGAGAAGUGAUUACAGCGGCAGCGGCAGCGGCAGCGUGAUGGCGGAUGUGUUUAAGUCUAUGGACAGAGACGGCGACGGAAAGGUAGGGUAUGGAGAUCUUACGAGUUAUCUCAGUUCGGCGGGAUUUGAGGUUAAUGACGAUGAAAUCAAAGCGAUGCUUGGAUUGGGCGGAGUAGACGGUGGUGCCGACGGUGUAACGUUCGACGAAUUUCUAAAGAUAUUGUCGGUUUGAUAAAUUCUAUUGAUAAAGAUGUCUAUGGUGCCUAUUUUCUUUGUAAAUCAAAUUGAAACUAGACGAAUUUUAAUGUGGUAAAGCUGAAAUUAUCAAUUGAAAUUGAUUUUUUUUUUCAA